Molecule: messenger RNA, 1005 nt
Organism: Penicillium manginii
Lineage: Eukaryota; Fungi; Ascomycota; Eurotiomycetes; Eurotiales; Aspergillaceae
Product: cytochrome b5-like heme/steroid binding domain-containing protein
Exons: 2
Coding region: 1-1005 (334 amino acids)
Molecular function (GO): heme binding
Source: RefSeq, a predicted model, not a curated record
AUGGGGUCUCUAUUCGCAACCGCCGGAUCCAUAUUCUCUCGCUACACUGGCCGCUCUUCAGCCCAACCCUCGACCCCUUCUGCCCCGCCGGACUCGAGAUCCGAUGAUUCCUCCACAACUGCUGUCAACGAUGCAUCGGCGAGUCACGACAGAGAUGACCCGAGCCUGCCUUCGAUAGAGACCGAGGAGGAGUCUCCUCAGACAACACCUAAGGCAUCGGCCUCGAAUGCGCCGCCUCCCGUCCUUGUCGUCCCAACACUGAACCUGGACGGAGAUAGCAACAACAAUGGCACAUCUAGCAACACAACCCCGUCGUUUCAAAGCCUCAGCGGGCCGCCGAAACAGACACCUUCCUCACAGCCCAGCAAUGAAUCUGCCAUGAACACAUCUCAGAAGCCGCUCAUGCCACCUCCAGCGGCCCCAGCCAAGCAAAAAAUACCCUCUACAACACCCAGCACAAACACAUCCUCUAUGAUGCCUCCACCAUCAGUCCCCCGUCUUCGACCAACCGGCGCCCAACCCACAAACCAACUCCAACCCCCUCGACUAAGCGCCGGCAGUUCCCUCCGCACACCUCCAUCCGCAGCAGCAGGCCUGCGCGCCCCACCAACCAGCGGCGGAAGUCGCCUCAGCAAUAGCACCCUCGCCCCGGUACAGGUCAAGAAAUCCUCCGCAUCGCGCAAAGUCAACCAACUCCGAGGCGCGAACAUGCCGCCCGGUUAUCUGCGUGUCACGCCGUCGAUGUUGAAGGUACAAAAUGGGCGGAAGGGUCGCGACGCAUGGACCUCGUACCAAGGGAAAGUCUAUAAUAUACAGCCUUAUGUGCCCUACCACCCUGGUGGAAAGGGCGAACUCCUCCGCGGCGCGGGGAAGGACUCCGCUCAACUGUUUCAGGAGAUCCACCCGUGGGUCAACUGGGAUGGGAUUCUGAAUGAAUGUCUUGUUGGCAUCCUUGUUUCGGAGAAUGAUGCCCAGGCAGAGGAUGCGCUCGAUGCGAUGGACUAA